AAUGACAUUACAAAAACAGUGUGCUGAUAAUUACAAAAAAAUAAUUUCUUUUUUUUCUUUUCUUUUCUUUUCAAUUUCAUCUAAACAUUCCACGUUUCAAACUAGAUAUAAUGUCAUAAACAUACACUGUUUAGAGAAGAAUGACAAAAAAGAAAGAAAACAUUAUUAUUUUCUUUCGACGUAUAUCUAACUACCUUUUUUUAAGACAGCAUUUCCAUAAUUAACAUCAGCUUUCGGAAGAAGUUAACGUACAAUGAACUAGUUUAUCUUCUCAUAAAUAACAUUCUGUGUAUUUUCAUAAGAAAUACUUCCGAUAAAUACUCCUUUACAAACCAUACUAUUAAGGUAGAAUAUUUCUCCAAGAGAUACUACUUUUAAAGCAAACUUUUCUGCCCCCGAAUAAUUGCUCCGGAACGAAUUUCAUUUGAACCACACUUUCUCAUGUACGAAACUUCGAGAAUAAUUCGUCAGCAGUAUUUUUAAUACGACGUUCUGGCAUGCAUUCAUCUUCUACUUAUAACGAGUCUAGCAUUCUGGAAUACAUUGUUUGACUUUUCACUUUUCCUAAACUCAUGAUGCGUCAUGAUUUCAGUCGUAUGGUGACAUCGAAAGCAUCUACCGAAAUCAAUAUAUCUUUCCACUUACACAUAACUUCGAUACCAAACACAUAUCGAGUGUUAACAAUGAACAUGAAAGAAAACCGUUCACUAACCACUGACAAGAAGCUAUCUUGAGUCAUACCGACUGAGUACUAACAAGCGGCGCACAAUACUUCACUAUGCUGUAAACCAUUUACCACAAAAAAUUGUCAUUUGGGCACAUACUACUACGCUGCACAAUUCUUUUACGCAUAAAUAGCCUAGGAUCUCUUUCAUUGAUCAAACCUUUUUCUACCAAUUACAGCUAAUUGAAAAUUCUGUAACUCACAUUUAAAGAGUUUCUAUCGGAACUUCAACCGUGACCACUUCUUUUCAAUUUAGAACUUUCCAAAACAUUACCGUACAUUAUACACCAUCUAAAAUCCUCGAAAUAUUCAUAUCGAUAUGCACAAGUUCUCGAACGCAGUUCGAUGGACAUCUAUUUCACUACGCUCAUCCUAUAUAACACCGACUCACUAAUAUAUCUCUUCAUCUCUGCCAUAUAUUUACCACCAAUUCUUCAUCUAGACACUCACCACACUCAGUCUCUGGCACCAGCAAAUCGGACAUGUUAUAGCACAAUCUUUAGCUAAUGCAUUAAAAUAUAACAAAACACUCACCGAACUAUAUCUCGGAGGUAAUCCAAUCGGAGAUAGUGGAGCACAAUCUUUGGGUAAUGCAUUACUGCACAACAAAGCACUCACCAAACUCGAUCUUUGGGACUCUCAACUUGGACAUGUUAUAGCACAAUCUUUGGCUAUCGCGUUACAAUAUAACACAACACUGACCACAUUAAAUCUCUGGAACAAUCAAAUCGGGGAUGUUGGAGCACAAUCUUUGGCUAAUACAUUACAGCAUAACAGAACGCUCACCACACUCGAGCUCGGGCACAAUCAAAUCAGCCAUGUUGGAGCACAAUCUUUUGGUGAUGCAUUACAACAUAACACAUCACUCACUACACUCGGUCUCGAAGGGAACCGAAUCGGAAAUAUUGGAGCACAAUUUUUGGGUGACGCAUUACGACACAACAAAUCACUCACCACACUUAAUUUCCAAGAGAACCAAAUCAGAGAUGGUGGAGCACAAUCUUUGGGUGAUACACUACGAUGCAAUACAACACUCAUCACUCUACAUAUUGGGAGUAAUCAAAUCGGAUAUGUUGGAGCACAAUCUUUGAGUAAUGCAUUGCAGUAUUAUACAGUGAUAACAAUUCUCCUGUUAUCAAUACCAUGUCUUUACCUCCAUUUUCUCUUACAGACGCUCACCACACUUAGUCUUUGGGUCAAUCAAAUCGGAGAUAUUGGAGCGCAAUCUUUUGGUGAUGCAUUACAACAUAACACAUCACUAACCACACUAGAUCUCCGAUUUAAUAAAAUUGGACAUAUUGGAGCACAAUCUGUGGGUGAUGCAUUACGACAUAACACAACACUGAUCAUACUCAGUCUUCAACAUAAUCAAAUCGGAGAUGUUGGAGCACAAUCUUUAGGUGCUGCAUUACAACACAAUACAGCACUAACCACACUGAAUCUCGGAUUUAAUAAAAUUGGAGAUAUUGGAGCACAAUAUUUGGGUGAUGCGUUACAACACAAUAGAUCACUCAUCAUACUCGAUCUUGAGGAGAACCAAAUCGGAGAUAUUGGAGGACAAUCUUUGGGUGAUGCAUUACAACAUAACAGAGCACUGACUGUACUCAAUCUUGGGUUCAACCGAAUCGGAGAUAUUGGAGGACAAUCUUUAGCUGAUGCAUUACAACACAACACAACACUCACCGAACUAAAAGUCUGGUUUAGUGAGAUCGAAAACGAUGUGAUGCAUGCGAUCGAAGAAUUGCUUGGACGGAAUCGAAAAGGAAGAAAACCUGGAGUAGCACUAUUAAAUGUAUUUGAAUGGUGA
Molecule: messenger RNA, 2531 nt
Organism: Adineta steineri
Lineage: Eukaryota; Metazoa; Rotifera; Eurotatoria; Adinetida; Adinetidae
Source: the annotation of a GenBank genome assembly